Molecule: messenger RNA, 4476 nt
Organism: Rhizoctonia solani
Lineage: Eukaryota; Fungi; Basidiomycota; Agaricomycetes; Cantharellales; Ceratobasidiaceae
Product: peptidase C14
Exons: 7
Coding region: 1-4476 (1491 amino acids)
Molecular function (GO): protein binding
Source: RefSeq, a predicted model, not a curated record
AUGGGCAAAUCUCCAUACGUCCCAUUCUUGACGCCCAUACCCACAGCUCACACAAGCAUGGCGGAAUCGACCUCAAAGCCCUUCAUGAUGCAGCUUCGCGAAGCACUCGUGCGCUCAAAGCGUAGACUGAAGAAACGACUGCAGCUGCGAUGGAACGAGUCAGGUUCGGUCUUCAAGACCGCGACAAUGGAACGAGCUGGCAAUAGCGACCUGGACGGCUGGCCUCUGAUCAGGGCUUCGUUGGAUGCUCUGGAGUCUAGUGCUGACUGGUUCGGACCAAUGAAAGCUGCGAUCGGCCCGCUGAUUGAAUGCGUCGAAGUCUAUGAGCGCGAGUGCGAUGGGCGCAAAGAGAAACUCAAGCUACGGAAGAAGCUGAACGCAAUAAUGCAUGAUCUCACAGAGCUCAAGAAGCAUCCAGCUGGAUUCGCAAUGACUGGUAGCAUUCAGUGUAUCAUUCGAGAUAUUCAAGAGGAGGCGGAGACAAUCAAUGAUGAAAACAAAACGGCAAUAUCGACAGGAAGACGACUGAGAAGUAUAAUGGAAGGAACAGGAGAGAUACUCGAGUGCUACAGUCGCAUCGACGAGCACCUUCAGCGAUUGGCGCGUAACGUGAAUCUAAGAAUAAUGGACACUAUAUACGAACAGGCGAAGGAUUCACGUCUGACCCAGAUUCUGUCCGCCGAGUCUGCGUUUUACGACUCGGGAGACGUCAAACGAGGCGGCUGUGCUCCAGGAACUCGCGAGCCGCAAAUCAAGAUGCUCAUAGAAUGGGCAUCCAAUCCAGACUCCGGAAGAACGUGCUGGAUGAAUGAAAUGGCUGGCACAGGCAAGACCACCAUCGCAUAUACCGUGUGCAAAAUGCUUGGCAGUCAGCUAGGAGCCAGUUUCUUUUGCUCCCGCGCCAUCUCCGAGUGCCGGCAGGUCAAGUCAAUCAUACCGUGUAUCGCGUAUCAGCUCGCUCGGUUCUCUGUUCCUUUUAGCGGUGCCCUCGUCAAGGCUUUGAUGGCAAGCCCCGAUGUGCAUCUUCGGAGUCUGAAGCAGCAGUACGAGAAGCUUAUUUUUGAGCCAUCGGUCGAAGUAAAAGAAUCGCUACCUGCGGAUGUAAUCAUUGUGAUAGAUGCGUUGGACGAGUGCGAGGAUCCCGACAGCGUUGGCCAAAUCCUCGAUCUGCUGCUCUCACCGGACUACAAGCUUCCGAUUCGCUACUUUGUCUCGAGCCGACCUGAAAAAGAGAUAUGUGCGCGGAUGGAGGCAAGGACCAGCGAAUCCGGGGACAUACCGCUGGUACUAUACGACCUGCAGUCGGACAUAGUGGCGGCGGAUAUCAAAAGAUAUAUGCAACUUGAGCUGAAAGACGUUAGGCUAAAUGAUGAGCAAUGGUCGAAGGUCCUUAAGCAAUGCGGAGUGCUAUUUAUCUACGCAUCAACAAUGUGUCAUUUCAUCAAGCAAGGCCAUGCAACGGACACCCUGGAUGAGUCGCUUGAGGCAAUCAUAAACUCGUCGUAUAUACCAGUGGAAGGCGAACAGCCUAUCGACAGCCUAUACUCAACAAUACUCACAAGCGCCUUCAAGAGAUCCGGAAUGAGCAAGGGCAACAUGGAACGAAUGAAAGCGGUACUCGGAUCGGUGAUAUGCGCAGUUGAGCCGAUGAAGCGCGACACCAUUGUCAGUCUCCUCAGGCUAAACAGCCUCCAGCAUUUGGACUCUUUGUUGCAGCCGUUGCGUUCUGUGCUCAACAUCUCAAAGGAAAGCGGGCUGGUGACCACGCUGCAUGCGUCCUUUCCAGAUUACUUGCUAUCCCGUGACCGAUCUGGCGAAUUUUGGUGCGAUGCAGCACGCCGACAUACAGCGCUGGCAGAAGCGUGCCUACAAGCGAUCGAGGCGUCAGAGCCAAAGAUGAACAUAUGCGGCCUCCCUUCCUCUCAUUUGCUAGACAGCGAAGUGGAAGGCCUCAACGAGCGAGUGCAGCGCGCAAUCUCACCCGGCCUUGCUUAUGCAUGCCAGCACUGGCCAAAACACCUAGGCCGCGGCGAGUAUCGAGCAGCGUUAGUCGAUCGUGUGCGCACCUUUUUCUUCGAUAAUCUGCUACUGUGGAUGGAAGUCGCCAACCUACUCAAGAAAAUGCGCCACGGCACCGGCAUCAUUCAGCAAGCAGAAAGAUGGUGUACGAAAACCACUAUACCCGAAGACGUAUCAAGAAUCGCUCAUGACGCUGUGCACUUCGUAUCAGUAUACGCCAACCACCCCACAUCCGAGAGCACGCCACAUAUAUACAUAUCCAUGCUUCCCUUUUGGCCUGCAUCCCGACCGGUCUCGAUUGCAUACAUGCCAAGAACAGCCGGACUCGUAAAGCCACAAGGCACGGCAAUCAGCCAGCGAGUGCUAUCGCUGUUGGCCACCUGGAAGGUCUCGCGCGGGCUAGUCCGUUCGAUGAGUCUGUCAGCUGACGGAACUCGACUCGCAGUCCCCGCUAAGCGCAGCAUCGAUAUACUCGACACGUUUACCGGCGAAGUGAUUGUCAGUCUCACCAGCCAGCUCGUACAACGGGUUGAGCAUUUUGCUACGUCCCCCGACGGCACUCAAGUGGCAGUCCGCGGUAUCAACUCUACCCUGCAGCUAUGGAACGUGAACAAAGACGAUACCACUACCGAGCUUCUACCAAGUACUGGCUCAAGUAUUUACUCUGUCGCAUUUUCAUCCAACGCAUACCACAUCGCUUGUGGCUUGGGUAACGGAGACAUAUACAUCUGCUCGUUGAGCACAGACAAACCCCCACUUGGGCCACUCAAGGGACACAAUGAUAGAGUCAGUUCGGUCGCUUUUUCUCCUGACUGCUUGCAUCUCGCAUCUGGAUCAUGGGACAACACAGUCCGCAUCUGGGAUGUGCGAACUGGACAUUCCAUUGGACAGCCUUUCACAGGUCAUACAGAUAGCAUCACCUCAGUCUCGUACUCCCCUGAUGGCUCACACAUCGUCUCCGCCUCCAAUGACUUCAGUAUCCGAGUGUGGGAUAUACGAGCCGCACAGACCGUUCUAGGACCGCUCAAAGCACAUUCCGGCUGGGUUACCUCUGCUACCUUCUCCCCCAACGCUGUUUUCAUCGCAUCCGCAUCAGUUGAUAAGACCAUCCGAGUGUAUGACGCACUCACCGGCAGCACAGUGCUUGGUCCUCUACAGGCCCACACCCGCUGGGUCAACUCGGUCAUAUUCUCUCCUGAUAGGUCUCGCCUGUUCUCUUGCUCAGACGAUGGCACUGUGCGCAUAUGGAACGUGCAAGAUGCGGCCGUGUCGAACGCCCAACCUUCAGCCACAGGUCCUUCUGGGGCAAUAGCGUCCAUCCGGCACUCGCGCAGCGGACUUCGAGUCGUCUCUGGCUCAUCCGACGGGGCUGUUCGUGUGUGGAAUGCAGAGACCGGAAAACUAGUGCUGGGGCCGUUGAGCGGACACAAUAGUACUGUUUCGUGUGUUGACUACUCACCAAGCGGCAGAUACAUCGCAUCUGCUUCAUGGGAUUGCACCUUGCGAAUCUGGGAUGCAGACACUGGACAAGACGUCCACGGGGCAAUCCGAGGUCAUAACCACGCACUGCGAUCCGUGCGGUUCUCUCCGGACGAGUCGACGAUUGUGUCUGGGUUGGAUGGCGGUGCAGUUCGACUAUGGGAUGUCAAGACCGGCCAGUGCGUGUUGCAGCCACUCCAAGGUGGCUCAGCAGUUUGGUCGGUCGGAUUCUCUCCCGAUGGUCAGCGUGUUGUCUCUGGCUUCCGUGAUGGAACGCUGCGGGUGAUAGACCGACGGACAGGCGAGACGGUGGUUGGCCCAGUCCACGGACACAGUGACACCGUCAACUCAGUCGAGUUCUCGCCAAACGGAAUCCAAAUCGUCUCAGGGUCGGAUGACAACUCAGUCCGAGUAUGGGAUGCGCAGACCGGAUUGCAGGUUACGGUUUGUGGAGGGGAUGGCGUGUCACAUGACUCCGGCGUGACCUCUGUUGGAUUCUCGCCCAAUGGUCUCUACAUCGUGUCUGGCUCUGAGGAUAAUACUGUGUGCGUGUGGGAUGCGCAUACGGGGAAGAUGCUGCUCGGACCACUGAGGAGACACACCAACGUGAUACGAUGCGUGCAGUUCUCACCCGACAGCUCACACGUUGUCUCAUGUUCAUCCGACGGCACUAUCCGGUUCUGGGACGUCUCGAGUUGCGCAACGAAGUCACGGACACGGGAGCAGAUGGCUGGAGGUGAAAGCCAAGCAGCCAACCCUGGCCAGGAUCACAGCAAAGCGCUCGACUCUUGGACUCUCGACCGCGACGGCUGGGCAGUAGACUCAGAGAAUCGGCGGCUGGUAUGGGUGCCAUCGGAUCUCCGCAUCCCACUUGCUAUUCCUCCAAAUGAUUUAGUGAUAUCUCCUCAAGGGUGCUGGAGACUGGGGUUUGUGGGGGCCAUGAUGGGAGGAGCCUGGGCUGGCUGUUACCGUCUUUGA